UCACGAUACAGAUACAACUUCUUCUUGAGAGAGCCGAGGUCUCGUCUCAGGCCAGCGCCGGCGGCGGCGGCGGCGGCGGCGGCGGAAAUACGGGAGUGGCGGCGGGCGUUGAGGCCCUCUCCCCCGCGGUCGGGAUAGGGGAAACCAAAGGCCAGUGAGCGUCUGGACCUGCGGCGGUGGAGGCCCUCUCCUCAGGGCCCAGCGGCGGAGAUCUCGUCCUCGCCCCCCUCAACGCUGACACGCUGUGGCGGAGAUCUCCUGCAGUACAUCGCAUUACCUCCUACGGCAGCUGCAGCUCGACGGUGGUGAACGGCGGCGGCGAGGGAUUCUUCAGGCCAGCUGGAACUAUGAGCCGCCGCUUUGUCCCCGUCGACAGACGCAUCUUGGAGAGGAACAUCAAGGAUCGGUACCAUGCCGGAUGCAUUGGCACCGAGGACGCACUCCACCUGUUCGACGAAUUGCUCCAGGUUGCUGGGCCUUCCUCGAUCCCUGCCAUCAACUGCCUCCUCACUGUUGUUGGCCGUGAUUGCCCCGCGCUCGGCGUCUCCCUCUUCAACCAUGUUGCAAGAGCCAAGGUGCCUCCCCACAAUAUCACCUAUGGCAUUCUAGUCGACUGCUGCUGCCGUGCUGGCCGCCUGGACCUUGGACACGCUGCCAUGGGACACGUCAUUAAGUUGGGAUUUACAGCAGAAGCUAUCAUCAAUUUCAGCCACCUACUCAAGGCCAUCUGCGCCGAGAAGAAGACCAGUUAUGCAAUGGACAUCGUACUCCGGAUAAUGCCUGAGUUUAACUGCAUACCAAACAUUUUCUCCUAUAACAUUCUUUUCAAGGGUCUCUGCAACGAGAAGAGAAGCCAAGAGGCUCUCGAGCUGAUUCAAAUUAUGGUUGAGGAUGGAGGUUGCUGCCGACCUGAUGUGGUGACCUAUAGCACUGUAAUUGAUGGCUUGUUGAAAGAGGAUGAGGUGGACCAAGCUUACAGCCUAUUUUCUGAAAUGCUGCGUCAGGGGGUAUCACCGAAUGUUGUGACCUGUAAUUCAAUCAUCUCUGGCAUGUGCAAGCUUCACGCGAUGGACAAGGCUGAGGAGGUUCUUCAACAGAUGCUUGAUAGACGAAUUCUGCCAGAUGUUACCACAUAUACUAGUUUAAUACAUGGAUAUUAUUCAUUAGGACAGUGCGAGGAGGUGGAUCGGGUUUUCAUAGAAAUGUCUAGAAAUGGUGUUCAACCAAAUAUCAUAACUUAUAGUAUACAGAUGGAUUAUCUUUGCAAGAAUGGAAGAUGCACAGAAGCUAGGAAGAAUUUUGAUUUCAUGAUCAGUUUGGGCCAGAAACCGACUGUUACUACCUACAACAUUAUGCUUCAUGGGUAUGCUAUGGAAAGAUCUUUUCAUGAUAUGAAUUGUCUCAUUGAUUUGAUGGAUGAUAAUGGUAUUUCACCAGAUCAUUAUGGAUACAACAUACUUAUAUUUGCAUAUGCUGAAGAAAAAAUGGUUGAUGAAGUAAUGCAUAUAUUUACAAAAAUGCGGCAGCAAGGAUUGAACCCUGAUGCAGUGAGCUAUGGAACAGUAAUAGACUUACUUUCCAGGAUUGACCGAAUGGAUGAUGCUAUGUCCCAGUUCAAUCAAAUGAUAACUGAAGGGUUAGUUCCUGAUAUCGUAGUUUUUAACCCUCUUAUUAGGGGUUUCUGUUCUUGUGGCAAAUGGGAGAAGGUUGAUGAACUAUUUUCUGAGAUGUUGGAUCGCGGCAUCUGUCCCAACAUAGUGUUCUUCACCACAAUUAUGGACCGCCUUUGCAAAAAUGGAAGGGUUAUGGAAGCCCAAGAUCUCUUCGACCUGAUGGUACACAUGGGUGUGAAGCCUGAUGUGUGUACUUAUAACAUACUGAUAGGUGGAUACUUGUUCAUUGGUAAGAUGGAUGAAGUGAGCAAGUUACUUGACAAUAUGGUCUCAAUUGGCAUGGAACCAGAUGUUAUCACCUAUAACAUACUGAUUGAUGGUUACUCUAAGAAUGGAAGGAUAGAUGAUGCAUUUGUUGUUUUCAGAGAAAUGUUGGCCGGGAAGGUUAAGCCUUGCAUUAUCACUUUUAAUAUUAUGCUUGGUGCGUUGCUUAAAGGUGGCAGGAAGGAAGAGGCUAAAGAUUUGUUUGAUGGUAUCUGGGCUAAAGGGUUAGUGCCCACCGUUGUUACAUAUAGCUUAAUGAUACAAAAACUUAUAGAAGAAGGUUCUCUACAAGAGUCUGAUGAUCUAUUUGUUUCUAUGGAGAAGAAUGGAUGUGCUGCCGACUCCCAUAUAAUAAAUGCUAUAGUUAGAAGCUUAUUUCGGAAAGGGGAGGUGCCCAGGGCUGGGACUUAUCUGUCUAAAAUUGAUGAGAGGAGCUUCACCCUUGAAGCUUCCACAGCUAUCUUGUUGACUGCACUUGCUUCAGGGGGGAAAGGCCAGGAAUAUAAAGAGUUACUCCCUGAGAAGUACCACUCUUUUCUGGAACAGGGCACUGAUUGAAACCUUUUCUAGAGAUUUUGCCUAUUUACUUUGGACUGCUAAUCGAGGCCUCAACGUUUCUUUGUAGCUUGCAUCCCCCAAGCUUUUCUUUUUGUAGUAUGUCUAAAUUAAAGGUCACUACUCUUACUAAUAAUUCUGGGAGGAACUUGUUAGUAGUGAAUGUCUGAUGAACGACCAUCUGUGUUUCUAUAUGGCUGCCUUCUACUUCAAUGGAGCUGUUCAUUUGGCCUCCA
This is a messenger RNA of Triticum dicoccoides, 2728 nucleotides long. Its product is annotated as protein Rf1, mitochondrial-like. Gene Ontology annotation, molecular function: protein binding; mRNA binding. The record is from RefSeq and is a predicted model, not a curated record. The transcript has 2 exons. Lineage: Eukaryota; Viridiplantae; Streptophyta; Magnoliopsida; Poales; Poaceae. Bases 348 to 2495 code for a protein of 715 amino acids.